Rhincodon typus (whale shark) is the source of this 4131-nucleotide messenger RNA. RefSeq names its product apelin receptor a (gene aplnra). Gene Ontology annotation, cellular component: membrane. The record is from RefSeq and is a predicted model, not a curated record. The transcript has a single exon. Gene Ontology annotation, molecular function: G protein-coupled receptor activity. Lineage: Eukaryota; Metazoa; Chordata; Chondrichthyes; Orectolobiformes; Rhincodontidae. Gene Ontology annotation, biological process: G protein-coupled receptor signaling pathway; immune response. Bases 10 to 1101 code for a protein of 363 amino acids.
CUGAUCCCUAUGGAUAACUUAAUGAGUCAGUUCGCGGAGGGAAACUACAGUGAGCUGAUGAACUUUUCUGACUACAAUGACUGCGAUUACGCUGACUGGGAGCACUCGAACUCAGUGGUUCCUGUUCUCUACAUGCUGGUCUUCGUCUUCGGACUGUCCGGGAAUGGAGUGGUCAUUUGCAUAGUGUGGAAGUCCCGCACCAAGAGGAGAUCUGCAGACACCUACAUCGGGAACCUUGCCUUGGCUGACCUGGCCUUUGUGGUCACUUUACCCCUGUGGGCUGUGUACGCUGCCCUGGACUAUCACUGGCCUUUCAGCUGGCUUCUCUGUAAACUCAGUAGUUACCUGGUGAUGAUCAACAUGUACGCCAGCGUCUUCUGCCUGACCUGCCUCAGCUUUGACCGCUAUCUGGCCAUUGUCCACUCUCUGUCUAGCAACAAGCUGCGCUCCAAGAGGACCACCAUCCUCUCGUUGGUCCUUAUCUGGUCCCUGUCGGGCGUCCUGGCUUCUCCAGCUUUAAUACUGCGGCGGACGCAGGAAAAAGAGAACCAGACCGUCUGUGCCAUGGACUACUCUCUGGUGGCGAAUGACAACACUGAGCAUUUGUGGGUGGGGGGUCUCAGCCUGUUCGCCAGCACCGUGGGCUUCCUGCUGCCUUUCCUGCUGAUGUCCGGCUUCUAUUUUGCCAUUGGCAACACGGUCACCAGGCACUUCCAGAAUGUCAAGAAGGAAGAACAGAAGAAAAAACGCCUCCUCAAGAUCAUCACGGCCCUGGUCCUGGUCUUCGCCAUUUGCUGGCUCCCUUUCCACAUCAUUAAGACCAUCGAUGCAAUCAUCUGGCUGGAUCUCAUCAAGAUCCCGUGCUCCGUCGAUGAAUUCUUAAUCUCGGCUCAUCCUUACGCUACAUGUGUCGCUUACAUUAACAGCUGCCUCAACCCGUUCCUCUACGCGUUCUUUGAUCAGCGAUUUCGCUCAGAGUGUCUUUGUGUGCUGCGCUGUUCCCGGCUAAAGAAAGCUCUGCACACCCCGAUCACAUCCAUCUCCUCCAGCAUGAGCAACCCCACCAAAUCCGAAGCGCCCUCCUCUGCUACUAAAGUCUAAAAGCUGGGGGGUUGGGGGGAGAAAAUGAGACCCAGAGAGAGAGAGAGAGAGAGACAUCGCCAAUAACCCCAAAUCCUCUCCCGCUUGUCUGCCAAUGAACCUAAACUGUCCUCAGUCCAUGUGAGACAAACUCUUCAAUCUGAGGAAGGGUCACCGGACCCGAAACGUUAACCCCUGAUUUGUUUUUUCUUCUUCACAGAUGCCGCCAGACCCUGCUGAGCUUUUCCAGCAAUUUCUGGGUUUUGUUUUGCUCUUGAGUCGGACCUGCCUCCCCUCACCACCACCCCCCCACCCGACUCCCAGAGCGGUCUGUGCCGGUUGUAGCAGAGAAGGUGAAGCUGGGUCCUGACUGGUGACCGCACGGUCCGGGAUUGACAGCUCUGUUUCAGGGACCAGCAGAGAUUCUCCCGUUCGCCCCACCACAUGGUCGGUCCCUGGGAAAUCGAGCGCCGGGAGAGAUUUCUGCCUUUAGGCUCAAGGCUGGAGUUGCUGAUUUUGUUAUUUUUUUUAAAGAAACCUUUUUUUUUACGGAUUUUAACAUUAGGAAAGGGAUUCCGAUCCAGAGACAGAAGCCGGUUUCUUCUGUCCCGGAUUUCAUUCACCCGGGCACUGUUUUAUUUUCACACACAUCGUCUUCUUUCUCGUUCUCUCUCAACGUCUCGUUGUCCACACGUUUCUCCUGAUUAUUCUCCCUCUCUCCUCUGCCCCUGGUCUCAGUCUGUUCGGAUGCUGUUCUCACUGAAUCCAGGACAGGUAGUCGCCCUGUGCACCUUCUCUAAGUGACUAGACGCCUUUUCAUAGCCACACAUGCUGCCGCUUUCCUCGAUGGGGGACCCAGCUCCUAGAGAGCUGCGUCGGGGGUUCGCUCUCUGGCUUUACCCGGUUACAUAUCCGAGAUCGCGCUCCACACCAGGUCAAUACACCAGGACGGAGACUUAGUGCAUUGAUCCGGCAAGAGCUAAAGGGAGUUGGUGGGCACCUUAUUCAUUUUACUGAGGGACCAAAUAUUGUAGGUAAAUAUGUACAUUUAAUGCUUCUGGCGUCGUACUAGCUUGUGCCGCAACACUGGAUAGGAAAGCUGAAAUUUAUAUUAAACAUAAUCUGCUGCUUUUUUUGCUAACUUUCUACUUAAAAAUACAAUUGUAUAAUUGCAGUGAAAACAAUAAACCUCAAUGUAUGUUUUUUUGAUUCCUUUGUGACAAGUCAGGGAUUCAAAUAUUAAACGAACCAAAACGAACAGGUUUGAAUCUGGCAUCUAUUGUUAGUCAGCAUUAGCCUUUUUUUGUUAACAUGUUAGGGAUAUUUCUUUCAUUCUUCCGAACAAAAAUAUUUCUUAAUUGUCCAGGUAACUUUGCUGCAAGUCCGGUCUUUUAUGAUCUAUUCAGAGUCUACAGAGCCGUUUCCAGUCUGUUGGCAAACACGCUGUUUCCUGAUAAGUGAAUGUUUCAUUCAGCUUGGGGCACCAAUUGACAGGAAAAGUCAAUUACAUUGUGAAGUUUAAAGCUGUUUUCUAAAAAAAAAUAAGCGCGAAGUACCAUUUUUAACAUCAAAUUCUGAAUUAUGUGGAGAAACACUCUGCAGUCCAAAAGUGUGCAGCCUGUUCUGAGGAAGGCUCCCAGGACCCAAAACAUUAACUCUGAUUUAUCUUUAGAUGCUGCCAGACCUGCUGAGCUUUUCCAACAACUUCUGUUUUUGUUUCAAAGGUGUGCAGCGUUUGGAAAGGAUAACAUGCUGAAGAAGAGUGUACUAUGUUGCUACAAUCCUGAAUACAAGUGCCAGGUAGACCAUGCCCACACUUUCAGAACAAAUGCUGUUGCUAUCUUGUGUAACCUAACAGGGAAAUCAUAAGCACCAACAGACAUGUGUUAGGGUGUUUCUGUGAUUGAUUUCCUUAACCUCGCCUCCCAAUCCACCCAAUUUCAUCACCUCUUACCUUCAGAAUGCCAGAUCUAAACAAAAAAAACUUUUCCAUGAGUACGUGGGAGUCUGCAGUACACAUUCUUCAAGUGAUCUGAAAUGAAAACAGUAACGCAAGAUUAGUAGAAUAGGAAAGAGCGUUGCCUAAUAUUUAGGGUAGCAACUUCAUUAGAGACAAGGAGACCAGUUCCUUUGUUGCCUCCAAAACAAGGCAAGGCUGAAUAAAGAUCACUGAUCAAAUAUGCUGACUUAUUAUAAAGAGACUCAUUUGUUUACAAUUUAUUCACAUUCACCAAUGAACUCAUGAAACUCAAAACAGCGUUCUAGGGUCAUAUUGCAACAGCUCACAAGAUCAGUUGUUGUCAUAAGCCAACUUGCUACAUUUCUCAUACAUUCCAAGCAGCGUUAACCAUUGCCAAUUUGCACAUGAAGCUUCCUGGUUUUAGGUAAAUGAGCAUGCCCUUGGGUGGAGAGAAUGUGUUCUCCAUAACAGGCAAUUAGAAACUUAACCUAUAUACGAGUGAAUAACUUGGUUUGGAGACUGUUUAACUACUGCAGUAAAUUUCUGUUCAUAUCAAACCGUCGGCUAACCAAAAAGAAAUGAACUGUUAAUUGUUCAUUUGGAAUAGUCAAUACACUGCUACAUGUUUUGACAACAUAUUAAAGGAGUUCUCUUGGCCUCCUCUUGUUUUGAGAGGUUAACCUAUCAUUUUGUGAAUGCUUUUGGAGCUUCUGUUUGUUUCUGAUAUGUUCUAGUAUUGCUGUGGGGAAUAACAGAAAUAUCUUUGGGUCAAUUAUCAGUGCACUGUGAAGAUUAUUGGAUUGUGUAAAGGUUGAAGGCAAACCGUUUAUAAGUUGGUGCAUUAAUUUGCAAUAAGCACCAAUUAGACACUGGACAUUGUAAAAUAUUAUUUGCCUUAACUGAGGUGGCUGUACUACCUUUAUUACAUUUAUAUGCUUUAUUUGAAUUGUUUCAGAGCUACUGUAUCACUGUCUGACUGUGGAUCAGUUUGACAUCCUAUAUCAUUACUACAGUAUCAGUUUGUAUUGUUAUUGUGCUAUUGUACUAUGUGAAUGUGCUUCUGGUGAAAUCCUUUUUGUAAAAGUGUCCAA